Molecule: messenger RNA, 210 nt
Organism: Funneliformis caledonium
Lineage: Eukaryota; Fungi; Glomeromycota; Glomeromycetes; Glomerales; Glomeraceae
Source: the annotation of a GenBank genome assembly
AUGGUCAAUGGUCCUACUCGGACGGAACUUGGUCUCUGGCGCAGUAAGACCGAUAAUAAGACCGAUCGAAAGAUUACGAAUUUCAUUCUUUCGGCUCUUUCGAUUUGGCCCCUUAGGCGAGUCGAAUUUUAUUUCGCUUUCUUUUAUCAUUCUUUGGCGGUCCUGGUGGUAGGUCUCGGCUAUACUGAUUCUUGUUCCUCAGGCGAUUAG